AUGUAUGACAACAUAAAAAAGCAAAGAUCAAUCUCACAACUUCACUACAACGACACCAUCAGUACAAUAACAAAUCAACCAAACAAUGCUUCAGUUUCAAUACCUGAUAUACUUUCAAAUCUUAAAUCCAAUUUUGAACACUUUAAAAAUUUAGAAUUACCAUCACCAUACCAAAUUAAUUUCCAACAUCAACAACUACCUCCAAAAGAUCAAAUCGAUGGAUUAUCAAAUCAUAUAAAUUACCAAAUUGAAUUUUAUAUACUUUUUAAAAAGUAUAAUGAAUUAGUCAAUGGAAUAAAUGAAACAAAUUAUGAAUUCAAUAAGACAAAGUUAAAAAAUGAACAAUUAAUAAAUCAAUUAAUAGUUGCACUAAAUGGAGAUCUAUCACUACUCAGCAAUGUUAAUUGCAAUUCAAGUGUUGAUGAAGAAAAUUCAAGUUCAGAUUUUCUAGUUGAUAACUUUUUAAAUCAUUAUACUACUUCCACACCUAGGUUUAAUAAAAAUUUUGAAGCUGAUAUAACAUCACUUGGUACAAAUUCAGAAAUUAGAGAUAAUGAAGUAGCUGCUAAAUUAGAAAAUAUUUUUAAUCCCAAGGAAGAAUUUGAAUCUACUAUUGGAUCAUUUGAUUAG
Molecule: messenger RNA, 630 nt
Organism: Lodderomyces jiufengensis
Lineage: Eukaryota; Fungi; Ascomycota; Pichiomycetes; Serinales; Debaryomycetaceae
Exons: 1
Coding region: 1-630 (209 amino acids)
Source: RefSeq, a predicted model, not a curated record